AUGGCUACAUCACAGAAAGGGCCAAUUUUUAUCAAAUCCAUUGAUGGUACCAAAGAGUACAAAGACAAGCACUUCAUUGCUGACUUGUUUCUAAAGGUCAUUGGUGAGGUUGGGCAUCAACAUGUCCAAAUUAUUACUGAUAAUGCGUCUAUUAUGAAGGCUACAGGAUCUAUUGUUGAAGCUAAAUAUCCUCAUAUAUUUUGGUCACCUUGUGUUGUGCAUACUCUCAAUUUGGCUUUGAAGAAUAUAUGUGCACCUAAGUACUCUUUGCAGAAUGAGGUUGCAUAUAAUGAAUGUAACUGGAUUGCACAAUUACUUGCUGUUGCUGAAACACGAUUUGCUUCAAUAAUCAUCAUGCUUAAAAGAUUGUUUCAAGUAAAACAAAAUCUUCGAAAUAUGGUCGUUAGUGAGGAAUGGAUGUCAUAUAGAGAAGAUGAUGUGGGAAAAGCUCAAACUGUGAGAGAUUAUGUUUUGAAUGAUUUGUGGUGGGACAAGGUUGCAUAUAUUCUAAGAUUCACAGAACCUAUUUAUGAGAUGCUUCGAGUGGCUGACACGGAUGCACCUAUUCUCCAUAAGGUUAAAUGGAUUGAGGAAGUCAGAGGCCAUGUUGCACCACAUAAGGAUGCUGAAAUUUCAGUGGAGAGAAACAAGUGCCUCAAAAGGAUCUUUCCUGAUCCUGAUGAUAGGCAGAAAUUUAAUGUGGAGUUUGGUUUGUUUAACGCAUUAAAGACUUAUGAUGAGGAUAACAUGGAGGAUAGGUGGAACUAUGAUCCAAUGCUUUGGAGGAGGCCCGAAUACACUACUGGAGAAUCUAAGAAGUGGGCCAUUGGUGGAGAUAAUUGGGAUGAACCAUUUGGAGGACCUGGGUUGCUUGAGAUUGCUUAUCUCACACUAGAUGAGCCAGAAAUGGAGACAAGUAUUGUUGAGAAUAAUGACUAUGUUGAUGACAAUGAUGUUGUUGUUCUGUGA
Molecule: messenger RNA, 969 nt
Organism: Quercus lobata
Lineage: Eukaryota; Viridiplantae; Streptophyta; Magnoliopsida; Fagales; Fagaceae
Exons: 4
Coding region: 1-969 (322 amino acids)
Source: RefSeq, a predicted model, not a curated record